Endocarpon pusillum Z07020 is the source of this 1674-nucleotide messenger RNA. RefSeq lists its product as uncharacterized. The transcript is spliced from 2 exons. The record is from RefSeq and is a predicted model, not a curated record. NCBI's taxonomy places the organism in Eukaryota, Fungi, Ascomycota, Eurotiomycetes, Verrucariales, Verrucariaceae. The coding region runs from base 1 to 1674 and encodes 557 amino acids.
AUGGUCACUCUCUGGGGCUCAAAGCAAAAUGGAGAGCAGGGAGAAGAUGAUUCGAGUCCAAACCCCCCCGGGUCCUCCGAUGGCGAGCACUCACGACCCAACACUCGUUCUAGACACCAGGGAGACCCCGACGAGAGGACUCGCUUGCUGCCACCUCCGCCUGGACAUGGCGGCUAUCUGAGUCCCGAUGAUCCUGCUGUAACUCCAUAUAACCUAUGGAGCGUACGCGCCCUUCGCCAUCUCACCGUCAUCUUCACCAUCAUCACCUUUUUGUGGUGGGUGUUACUCUUCAUCUCCAUCUUCGCCAGUCCACCAAGCAUGAACUCGCGUGGAUCCGGCUACUUCGAUAUCUCCUACGCCCUCCUCACCAUCGGUAACCUCCUCGUUGCCCUAAUCUUCUUCUCCAUUCCCUCAACUCCAAUGAGCGUUCUCGGCAUGGUGGUUGGGGUGAUGCUCCUCAUCAAUAUGAUCUUGAUCCUCGCUGUUUCCCGUCUGCGUGCAGAGGAAGGCUGGGUCGGCACCGCCUCGGUCAUCUGGGCUGCUCUGAUGAGUCUCUACUGUGUCCUCACCAACAAAACUGUGCGAUGGGGCAAGAAGGAGGAAGAAGAGCGUCUUACUGGCCGAGAAGAAACUCGUCGCUCACUCCGUGAGUGGUGUGCCGUCUUGACAGCGAGCGUCAUAAUGGUGGUCUUGGUCGCUGUCACCGUUCUUCUCACUGCCACCUUGAUCCUCCGCGCCAGGGAUGCCACUCUAGCUCCUCCUGGCGAAAGAUACUUCGUAGAUGGCGAUAAAUACCAGGUUCACGUUGCUUGCGUCGGGGAUCGACGGUACGACGACCAGGGCGAAGCUAUACCAACUGUUCUUGUCGAGGGUGGCGAAGAACCUACGGAAGGGUCCGGCCUGGAAGAUUUCAUAUACAACGCUCGUGUGAACGGCACAAUAGCCCGUUACUGCUACUGGGACCGACCUGGUCUGGCUUUCUCCGAAAACGCACCAUCACCGCACUCAGCCGGCAUGUCCAUCGACGCUAUUUCCGAAGCACUGGCAAUCGCUGGCGAGGAUGGUCCCUGGAUCCUAGUCUCAGCCGGCAUUGGCGGCAUUUACAGUCGUAUCUUCUCUUCUCGCCAUGUGAGAGAUGUUCAGGGCAUCUUCCUCAUCGAUACCCUCCACGAGGACUUCCUCCACAGAGUCGGCUCGCCUACUCGGGGCUUCUUCCUCUGGGCCUGGGGCAUGAUCUCCCCUCUCGGUCUGGACAGGAUUCCCGCCGCUGUCUUCAAAGGUCGUACCCGCGAAGACCGCGUCUAUGGCCCUUCCUCUUACCAGAGUGGCAAAUAUCUCAAGGCCAAACUGCAAGAGAAUCUGGUUGCAGAGAGCUUCACGAAGAGUGAGAUCAUGUCUGCCAGGAGGAUCCAACCGCCCGACACGCCCUUGGUGGUUGUGAGCAGCGGUGUCAUGAUGAAGAAGGAUAAGGAAUGGGAGAAGAAACAGGAAGAUUUGACCAAGAUCACAGACAACCUGCUGGCUUAUGAUGUGGUGAGCGGAGCCCCUCACGAGGUCUGGCGUACCUUGAAGGGAAGAGAGGUGCUCGAACAGAGAUUGGGAGAGUUGUUCAAUCCGAAGAAGUCGAACACGACGGUGAAGACAGCAUGGAAGUUGAAACCUAGGCAAGAUUGA